This is a messenger RNA of Mus musculus (house mouse), 2343 nucleotides long. It is a transcript of the gene Plau, whose product is annotated as plasminogen activator, urokinase. Gene Ontology annotation, biological process: regulation of wound healing; regulation of smooth muscle cell-matrix adhesion; regulation of cell adhesion mediated by integrin. NCBI's taxonomy places the organism in Eukaryota, Metazoa, Chordata, Mammalia, Rodentia, Muridae. The transcript is spliced from 11 exons. Gene Ontology annotation, cellular component: extracellular region; protein complex involved in cell-matrix adhesion; serine-type endopeptidase complex. The record is from RefSeq and is marked validated. Bases 104 to 1405 code for a protein of 433 amino acids. Gene Ontology annotation, molecular function: serine-type endopeptidase activity; receptor ligand activity.
GUAGCCCCAGAGCUCUGUCUGUCAUCCAUCCAGUCCUUGCGUGUCUGCCAGCGCCCUUCCGCUGCAGUCACCGAACUGCUGUCUAGAGCCCAGCGGCACUACCAUGAAAGUCUGGCUGGCGAGCCUGUUCCUCUGCGCCUUGGUGGUGAAAAACUCUGAAGGUGGCAGUGUACUUGGAGCUCCUGAUGAAUCAAACUGUGGCUGUCAGAACGGAGGUGUAUGCGUGUCCUACAAGUACUUCUCCAGAAUUCGCCGAUGCAGCUGCCCAAGGAAAUUCCAGGGGGAGCACUGUGAGAUAGAUGCAUCAAAAACCUGCUAUCAUGGAAAUGGUGACUCUUACCGAGGAAAGGCCAACACUGAUACCAAAGGUCGGCCCUGCCUGGCCUGGAAUGCGCCUGCUGUCCUUCAGAAACCCUACAAUGCCCACAGACCUGAUGCUAUUAGCCUAGGCCUGGGGAAACACAAUUACUGCAGGAACCCUGACAACCAGAAGCGACCCUGGUGCUAUGUGCAGAUUGGCCUAAGGCAGUUUGUCCAAGAAUGCAUGGUGCAUGACUGCUCUCUUAGCAAAAAGCCUUCUUCGUCUGUAGACCAACAAGGCUUCCAGUGUGGCCAGAAGGCUCUAAGGCCCCGCUUUAAGAUUGUUGGGGGAGAAUUCACUGAGGUGGAGAACCAGCCCUGGUUCGCAGCCAUCUACCAGAAGAACAAGGGAGGAAGUCCUCCCUCCUUUAAAUGUGGUGGGAGUCUCAUCAGUCCUUGCUGGGUGGCCAGUGCCGCACACUGCUUCAUUCAACUCCCAAAGAAGGAAAACUACGUUGUCUACCUGGGUCAGUCGAAGGAGAGCUCCUAUAAUCCUGGAGAGAUGAAGUUUGAGGUGGAGCAGCUCAUCUUGCACGAAUACUACAGGGAAGACAGCCUGGCCUACCAUAAUGAUAUUGCCUUGCUGAAGAUACGUACCAGCACGGGCCAAUGUGCACAGCCAUCCAGGUCCAUACAGACCAUCUGCCUGCCCCCAAGGUUUACUGAUGCUCCGUUUGGUUCAGACUGUGAGAUCACUGGCUUUGGAAAAGAGUCUGAAAGUGACUAUCUCUAUCCAAAGAACCUGAAAAUGUCCGUCGUAAAGCUUGUUUCUCAUGAACAGUGUAUGCAGCCCCACUACUAUGGCUCUGAAAUUAAUUAUAAAAUGCUGUGUGCUGCGGACCCAGAGUGGAAAACAGAUUCCUGCAAGGGCGAUUCUGGAGGACCGCUUAUCUGUAACAUCGAAGGCCGCCCAACUCUGAGUGGGAUUGUGAGCUGGGGCCGAGGAUGUGCAGAGAAAAACAAGCCCGGUGUCUACACGAGGGUCUCACACUUCCUGGACUGGAUUCAAUCCCACAUUGGAGAAGAGAAAGGUCUGGCCUUCUGAUGGCCCUCAGGUAGCUGAGGGAAGAAACAGAUGGGUCACUUGUUCCCAUGCUGACCGUCCUCUCUGCAACAGAGUCGUCAAAUGGAGGGAAGAAGCUGAAAAGACAGGUUUUGCAUUGAUCCUCUGCUGUGCUGCCCACCAGGGUGAGCGCCAAUAGCAUUACCCUCAGACACAGGCCUGGGUGCUGGCCAUCCAGACCCUCCCGACCAGGAUGGAAAGUUGGUCCUGACUCAGGAUGCUAUAGACCAGGAGUUGCCUUUUUAUGGACUAAAGCCAUCUGCAGUUUAGAAAACAUCUCCUGGGCAAGUGUAGGAGGAGAGCUGUUUCCCUUAAUGGGUCAUUCAUGAGAUCUGCUGUUGGGAAAUAAAUGAUUUCCCAAUUAGGAAGUGCAACAGCUGAGGUAUUGUGAGGGUGCUUGUCCAAUAUGAGAACGGUAGCUUGAGGAGUAGAGACACUAACGGCUUGAGGGAACAGCUCUAGCAUCCCAUGAAUGGAUCAGGAAAUGUUAUAUUUGUGUGUAUGUUUGUUCACUCUGCACAGGCUGUGAGUAUAAGCCUGAGCAAAAGCUGGUGUAUUUCUGUAUCUAACUGCAAGUCUAGGUAUUUCCCUAACUCCAGACUGUGAUGCGGGGCCAUUUGGUCUUCCAUGUGAUGCUCCACGUGAAUGUAUCAUUCCCGGGCGUGACCCGUGACUAGCACUAAAUGUCGGUUUCACUUUUUAUAUAGAUGUCCACUUCUUGGCCAGUUAUCUUUUUUUUUUUUUUUUUUUUUUUUUUUUUUUUUUUUUUACUAAUUAGCCUAGUUCAUCCAAUCCUCACUGGGUGGGGUAAGGACCACUUCUACAUACUUAAUAUUUAAUAAUUAUGUUCUGCUAUUUUUAUUUAUAUCUAUUUUUAUAAUUCUGAGUAAAGGUGAUCAAUAAAUGUGAUUUUUCUGAAG